Molecule: messenger RNA, 5895 nt
Organism: Clupea harengus (Atlantic herring)
Lineage: Eukaryota; Metazoa; Chordata; Actinopteri; Clupeiformes; Clupeidae
Gene: tmem91
Product: transmembrane protein 91
Cellular component (GO): membrane; intracellular membrane-bounded organelle
Source: RefSeq, a predicted model, not a curated record
ACACCAACACAAAGGCAUCUGUUACAGAUAUCGAGCGGUGUGAAGAAUUGGGUAUACACUCAUAUCCACAAUAAAAAAAUCAAAAGGCAGUGAGGAGAGGCAGACAAAAAGCAAAGAGAAAGAGCAUAUUGAAGUAUUUAUAAUAGCAUGGCUGGAAUGUAUACAGUACAGAUACUGAGCAUGUGAUCUGGCUGGCUUUAGGACCCAGCGAUUUGUUGGGGGGCUACACAGCAUAUCUGAGGAGAGCAAAAAAUGUGACAAUGGGUGAAGAGCAAAACCGAGAGAGAUGAAGAAUGGAGAGAGACAGCAGGAGGUAGAUGUAUGUAUGCAUAGUGCUGCUUGUUGUAAAUCACUGCAAAGCUGAGCUGAAAGCUGUAUUGCUGCUGUAAAUUCUCAGCAUUUUAAAGAGCUGCAAUUCCUUUGUUGAGCCAGAGGGAGAAAGGAGAAAAGAAGGAUAAAGGACAUCAUGUGGAAAAGAAGAUGAACAAAUGCGGAGAACAUUGACAGAAAGUUCUAUCCUCGCUACAGAGCGGUGCAUCUGGCAGCAGUGCAGGAAGAUGUGAGCAGCACCUACGAGGAGAAGAAGAAGAAAUGCUGAAAGCGGGAUAAACAUCCACCCUGACUCACAGCCAAACUUCAUCACUCACACACCUUCACAUCUUCUCUCUCACGCAUACAUACAUACAUUCACACAGAGACAUACACGGAAACGCACGCUUCACUACCAGGAGGGACUAUAUUGGCUUUGGGAGCUUUAGAACCAUUGUGAGGGUGAUGCUGAUGCUGAUGCUGAUGCUAUUUUCUUCUGGCAGAAAUACCCUAGGCUUCUACCAAACCUUAUGCUGAAGCAGAGUAAAAGAUUAGACCCCGAAACAGCUUUGGACAAGCAGAGGUUGAAAACAGGCAGUGCCGUGGGGUACUUAUGGUGAUUAGAAGUACUGACGCCAGGACAAAGACUGCCACACAGUCCUCCACAGAAGCAACUGAAACCUGUAUUCAGCAAAUCCGAUGCAUUAAUAAUGCAUGUCCCCGGAGCUACCGACACUGAUAACACACAUGUAACCGUAAGUCUGUGGGGCUCUGAUUUCCUCACUGUGGUCCUUGUGUCUUCAAACAACAACAUGGGGACACUUCUGUCUGGAUACUAGGGGAUGGACACAAGAGGUUAUGGCUUCUGUAGCUGUAUGCCAGAUGUAUUGCAGAAGCUAUCAAGCAAAGAAUUAGUGACUCCCUGAAGGAACUGUACAUAGCUUGUAUUGUGUUUUGAGUCCAUACAUAAUUUGUAUGUUACAAGAAAGAAGGACUUCCUGCUAUGUUCACAGUACCGAGUUACAUUUUUUUGUUUUGCUUUUUAGAAAUAACAUUUUUCCAGAAAUAACAUUCUUUAACGUUGGACUGAACUGAACAUUUCUCCAAAGAUAAUUCCACAAUGCAUUGCUCAAGACCUGGACUAACCAUAACAAUAUGUGUAAAGAAAAAUGUAUGAAAGCCCUUGACAGAAUUGUCUGAUGUUUCUAAUGUCAAAGAUUGUCCUUCCCCUUACCUGUGAAUCUAGAUCUUCCAUCGCUGAAUUUUAUGCACAAAAGAAAUACAUUAGCAUACUGAUGAACAAUGACACACUCAAUCAUGUACCACAAGAGAUGUGGAGAGGAGAGACACGCCAACCCUAGGAGCAAAUAGGUCCUGACAUGAGAAAAAUCAAAUCCGCAAGAGCUCAAAUACCACACUCUCUCUAGGCACGAUCACUACUGAAUAUGAAAAACAGACUACCAGCCAUGAGGAUUUUCUCUUUCCAUUACAAUUUCCUUCUCAUCCUUGUCUGGGAAUAAGCGACACAAUACACCACAAAUUAUAAAAUUGGAUUUAGCAUGGAUUAUUGCUACAUCUGCUGAUCCAGACUAGCUAAAUCUCACUCCUUAAUCCAGGCAUAUUCUCCAGGGGUGAGGUGAGAAAACAGGCCACAGCUGGAUUCUCAUACAUCUGAUCUGUCAUUUCUGUCAGGGAACAGAGCAGUGAUGGAGAAUAUGGACGAACUGGAACACCCCUUGCUAGGCAACAGCCCGAACAACUCUUGUAUGGGCCCAGAGGCUGGUGCUGGAGUCUACAGAGGCAUUUUGGUGAGGUGUGAGGAUGAGAAAAAACUUCACUCUCUGGCCUGGAGAAGUUACUGUGCAUCUACAGACAUCCAUCAGCAGCAGUUUCUGGACCCAAUCACCCUUUCCAACACCUUGGAUACGCUCUACCCCAGUGCCCCGUUGUGGGUCACCACAGACUCCCUGGGCAUGCACAGUAUGGACUACCUGGAGACCACCUUUGUGGAUAUUGGACCCAACUCCCCUCUUGAGAGGAAACUGCUGGAGGAGGCCAAAGAUGCCCACAGCUUGUCUUAUAGUAUGGAUGAUGAGGAUGAACUUCUGCCAGAUUUUGAGGAUUCUUCAAGUGAUGAGUUCAGUGACACUGACAGCGAAAGCGACUUCCCACUGAUAGUUCCUCAGGACUACCUUGGGCUGGCAUUCUUCUCCAUGCUCUGCUGUUUCUGGCCACUAGGAAUUGCAGCUUUCUACCUUUCACAAAAGACCAAUAAGGCAGCAGCACAGGGGGACCUCCAGAGUGCAAACGCAGCGUCCCGUCAGGCUCUGUGGCUCUCGGUGUUCUCCAUCGUCUUUGGGAUCAUCACAUACAUCUGUGCCGUUGCCGCCCUGUUAUCCUACCUGUCUGCGAAACCACCUUAGGACAAAUCUACCUAUGCCAGAUACAUAGAUCAUCCUGUGUCUCCUACACACACGCACACACACCAAUAGCCUCACUAUAGCAUCCCCUCUGGAAACCAUCACAAGGUCCAUUGUGUUUGUGAAGUGGAAACGACUGGACACAUCAGCCUGUAUAUCUCUAAGGUUAUGUUUUACACUGCACCACUAAAAGGGACCCAUUUCCUUUUUUUUCAUUCCCAUCUGGGAUAUAAGUGUCAUGCCAGUCUAAUCAGGACAAAAGCACAUGGAGUCAGAUAUCUUAGGGUCCGAUCUCAGCCUCACUAUAUGCGGUACGAAAUCGGAUAUGAACUGGAUAUCUGAUCAUGUGACUGAUGUGCAUCCACACCAACUGUCAUUUCAAGAUACGUGUGAUUUCAUUAUUUGCGUAUGAUAUGUUGUUUCUGAAUAUAAAGACCUACCAAGCUUUCAAAGCUCGCAUUUAUAUUCAUAUUAAUAUUUCAUAUCAAUAUCAUAUUAAUAUAAUGUUAAUAUUUUUGGUAUAUGUUUACACCCUUAUGGUGUACGAUCAUCACAGUGCCAUCUCAACUUGGGUGUGCAUGCAGGUUGUUUUACAGGUGAUUUUUUUUUUAUAUAAUCAGAACUAACCAAGACAAAUGUGUUCUUUUAGUAAAUGUAACCAGACAGCCUAAAAAAAUUGGGCAGACAAAAACUAAAAUUAUGUAUCAACACCAGCCGUAAAAAACGUAACCUAAAAGACGGCAAACCACAGCAGUCAAGAACAAACCAACAGAAUGGAAACAAAUGGUAUCACACAUAGAGAGCAAUAUAAAUGGUCACAGACAGAUGAGUAAAAAAUAGAUUCUUCACAUAUUACAUCUCUUUCCAUACAGCCUUAAUGACACUCACCUCUCUCCUACUGUAUGUUAAAUGUAUGAUGAGUGCAGUCACUGGGAAAACAUCAAUAAUAGAUCAUAGACAGACAUUACAUGUUAGUGAAUAGGGUACUUAAUUGCUGGAGGGGAAAAUAACUGGACUUAUUUUUUGACUGCAAUAUAGGCACCAUCCACAAGAGCUUGAUCAUUUACAACCAAAGUCCAUACGGAGGUGCUUACAGUGUGAUAUUAAAGAUCGCAUUGGUUGUGCUCCGAUCUUAAAGCCACAUUUGUUGUCACAUAGAGAGGAAAUGGAGGGGGAAAAAACAUGUAGCGAGAGGAAAAAGAUUGCACACGCCUGUAAAAAAAACAUCCUAGCAAGGUCUUCUGCAGCUUGACAAAGACAUCAUAUAUGUAAUUAUGAACACUCUAAGCAGCAGCUCUUGCUGUCCUGACUGAUCAUACAGCUGCAUUAUUGCACUUGCUGAUUACAGAGACCAAGCGAGUCCCCGGAAGUGGCUACAAGAAUGUGAAGACAGCCAAACUUCUAAAAGCUUACAAUUUAGAACAGCAUUUUAUACACACUCGCAUGCAUAUCAUUGGUGAUAUUUCAAAUUGCUUCCAAAAAUCUGCUUAACUUUCAGUGGAGACCUUUCUAUCAUUGAAAAAGAAUGGGAAUUCAUGCUGAAUAAUGUCCAGGGCUGCCAACACUAGUUUUUUGGAGCCAAAUCAGACUGUGAAAAUGACAUAGCCCACAGCGCUCGGAUGAAAAGAGGGAGAGUGCCAUUUUCUUGUCUCUCUACAUCUGAACCAACAUGUGUCCAGGGGCGUGGUUUUCAAAACCACUGUCAACAUGCAUGGUAGCUUUGCACUUCGGUCAGUUGCUGACUCCAGCUUCUAGACGUAUGGAUAAUUCUUUGCGACGGGGCAGUAAGGGUAGCUUGCAGCGGAUGCAGCGGGUAAGCGCUCUAGUGACAAAAUGUGCCAAAGGCUAAUAUUGCUGCAGGGGCCAGUGUGGGCUAGUUGCUGUGAGAAGAAAAUGCCAAACUAGUCAUGUGUGAUUACGUACAAUACACAGACAUUAUUAAUAUUUCUCUUUUUUUUUUAUAGUAAUUUUAUGUAUUUAUGAGAUAGUGUUUUUGGUGACAAUUACUAAAUGUAUUCACAGUUUUAUUUAAAGCAACUACUCUUGUACUUGAUUGUUUGAACCCAAGGGUGAAACAAGGUGUAGAAGCAUGACUGGACAAAAGAUAAAGGCCACAAGCUAACACUUGAUUCUGAUGGGAUUGUUUAGGCAAGCAUUCCUCCACAAAGACACAUCUUCAUUUUUGUGGAAUCAACCUUUUUCAACCUAACUGAUUAAAUGUCAUCUGUUAAAAUUUGGAAGCAUUCCCAGUUUGUUAAUAGGUCAUUGCAUGCCAACUUACCUAGAGCCUCCAAGUUCAUGUCAUGGAUUGUAAUUAAAAACAAAAAAAAACAUUUAAUUAAUACAUUCAUUUUAAAUAAUUUAUUUGACUAAUACAGCUAUACAAAACUGUGAUGCUCAGAAUGUUUUUUUGUUUUGUUAAGUUACUGCCCCCAGGAUGUAAAUUAAGUCAUCUUUUUCUGCUUCCACAUGUAUCCACAUUUGAUGAACCACAGAAAGACUAAAGUCUGAAAGGAUUGAGCCCAAAUCCAUACAAUAUCCAAUGCUGGAUAUAAUAACAUCCUGCAGAUAAUUCCCACAGAAUUUCUACUUGAUCUGUGUACAGAAAACUACAUCACUAAAGAAUUAAUAACAAACAGAAGCUCCACAUUAACUGAGAUUAAACCAUCUGCCCUAAGGGAGUUUUGACCCUGUAUUUUCUGACAGAAUUGACUGAUAUACUUAUUUAACCAUUUUCUUCAUGGAAUGAACUGGGAGGCUUAAGGUGAAUUGGUUUGGAAUGAUUACCUUCAUACGAAUGGCAGAUGGUUGCCCCUCCAAACACCGGGUAAAUUGGCUUUGCUAUGGAGGAUGCUGGCAUCCUGCUUCGAAUAACAAACUCUAGUAAGAGACCAGGCAGGGGCUAGAAGUUGAGGUAAGAGCUUAGUGGUGACUCAGUGACAACUGAGGUUAAUGAAAGUACUGUAGAACUGCAGAUGUGAGUAAUGAGGUCUCAUCACGAUCAGUCGAAAAAAAGGUGAAAUAUUGCGGUUCAGUCUUUUCAGUGAGGCAUGAGAACUAGACCGAUCAGGUUGUUCUGUGUGAUUCUCCUGUUCAUUUUCCUGUUGUUAAUGUGAAUAUAAAUAAUGCAGUUCCUCUAACGAUUAAAUAAAUAAACUUGGUUUAA